Molecule: messenger RNA, 876 nt
Organism: Rosa rugosa (rugosa rose)
Lineage: Eukaryota; Viridiplantae; Streptophyta; Magnoliopsida; Rosales; Rosaceae
Product: pentatricopeptide repeat-containing protein At2g29760, chloroplastic-like
Exons: 2
Coding region: 1-876 (291 amino acids)
Biological process (GO): RNA modification
Molecular function (GO): protein binding; RNA binding
Source: RefSeq, a predicted model, not a curated record
AUGCCCUCUCCACCGUCCGAUCCUCCAUCCACACCCGAUCUGAGCUCUCCGACCCCCUCCGCUCCCCUCCGCUCCAUCACCGCCCUCAGUCUCCAGCUCUUCAACCUCCACGCCACCUCCGAGCUCCUCCACCACACCCUCCGCUUCUCCAAGAAGCUCCUCGACCUCGCCGCCGACCCCGAGAAGAUCGAUCUCGCCAAGGCCGCCCAGCUGCAUUGGGCGGCAGAGAAAAUGGCUGCUGUGAGAGUGAGACCACAAGGCUCGUGUUCGAUGGUCUUAUCGGAGCCAUUACACUGCUGCUACAAGUUCAGAGGUGGUGCUACAACGACGCCUUGCUCAGUUUCUUUUGCUUCAAAGUUUCAAUCUUUAUGUUGCAAAUCACAGUUGCUGGGGAAAUCGAAUUCCAGAGGUGGGUUUUCCCGGAUUGAUGUUGUUUCGGGCGGUGAGCUGAUCAAGAGGUUCGAUGAGAAUGGGAAUUGCGAGGAUGCGAUAGUGGUUUAUGUUAAAAUGCUUCAACUUGGUUUGCCUGAAGCUGAGGAAUUUCAGUUCUUUCCGAUUUUGAUUAAGGCCUUUGGGGGGUUCUGUGAUGUGGGCAAGGCUAGGGAGAUUCAUGGGCAUGUGUUGAAAUUGGGGGUUUUGGGCGAUGUUUACGAUGCCAAUUCGAUUUUGGGGGUUUAUUGGAAAUGUGGGGAGGUUGAGGAUGCGGUUCAGAUGUUUGAGAAAAUGCCCGAGAGGGAUUUGGUGUCUUGGAAUACAAUGAUAUCUGGGUUUUGCCAUUCAGGGGAUUAUCAACUGCUGCGCUGCAUUUGGGAGGUGCAAACUCUUCUACAACAACUGCUGUAUGAAGAUUUGGAUGCUGCAAACUAUUGGUGCUAA